Molecule: messenger RNA, 4356 nt
Organism: Corvus hawaiiensis (hawaiian crow)
Lineage: Eukaryota; Metazoa; Chordata; Aves; Passeriformes; Corvidae
Gene: RGS5
Product: regulator of G protein signaling 5
Exons: 5
Coding region: 96-641 (181 amino acids)
Source: RefSeq, a predicted model, not a curated record
GAGGGAGGGAGCUGGGCUGCAGACGGAGCCUCUGCUGCCUGCUUUAGCCAUCACUCACACUCUUCUCACGGCCGAGGAAACUACAGCCUGCCAAGAUGUGCAAAGGAUUAGCAGCGCUGCCCCACACGUGCCUGGAGAGGGCCAAGGAGAUCAAGACGAAGCUGGGCACACUGCUCCAGAAGCCUGACUCGACCAUUGACUUCAUCAUCCCUUACCCUGAGAAGCCGGAGAAGCCACCCAAGGCCCAGAAGCCAUCUCCGGAGGAGGCUCUGCAGUGGCGCGAUUCCUUGGAGAAACUCCUGCAGAACCCCUAUGGGCUUGCCAGCUUCCGCAGCUUCCUGCGCUCCGAGUUCAGUGAGGAGAACGCUGAGUUCUGGGCAGCCUGCGAGGACUACAAGAAAACCAAGUCCCCUGUGAAGAUGGCAGAGAAGGCCAAAAAGAUCUAUGAGGAGUUCAUCCAGACUGAGGCACCCAAGGAGGUGAACAUCGACCACUUCACCAAGGCUGUGACCAUGAAGAACCUGGUGGAGCCGUCACCAACCAGCUUUGACAUGGCCCAGAAGAGGAUCUUUGCCCUGAUGGAAAAAGACUCCCUGCCCAGAUUUGUGCGAUCGGAGUUUUAUCAUGAGUUAAUCAAGUAGCAAUGCAGCAGGGCUGUGCGAGGUGUCCCCACUGCCCCUUCUCCUGCAGCCGCUUUGCUUUCUCAGUACCACCCUAGAAGAGCACCCAGGGGUGUUGCUAAACACCUCCCCCCAUGCUUUGGACUGUCAAACAUCCUGGUGUUUCCUCUCUCACCAUCACUUUCCUCUCCCACAAAAGACCAAUUUGCAGAAACUCCCUGGAGCUGGGACCCAGAAGGGUGAGGGAGCAGCCCCAGCUCUGCAGUGACCAGGAGCUACUUGGCCAGCUGGUGCAUCCCUGGUGCUGCAGAGCUUGGCACUAGCUGGAGGCUCUGAGGUGCCAGCUCUGCCUUCUUAGGACUCCUUAGAACAUGACAAUUUUUCCCCCAGUGUUGCCCAUACUGCUUGUUUGGCCCAGGCUCGCUCCCUCCUCCCAACUUCCCAGGCGCUGCUGACACUGCCCAGGUACCCUGCAGGUGCUCCCCUCCCUGGCCAAGGGGCAGGUGAGGCACGUCCACUGCCUGAUUGGCAUCACCUUGUCUUCAGAAAGCAGCCAGUCAGCAGGCACAGGGACAGCUGUCCAGGGACGGGGGCACGGCAGGGACAGCAGUGACACCGUACAGCAAGGAUGGCACUGUGACAAGGAUGGCAGGGACUGCUGUACGGCAGAACCAGGUGCCGCAGGGUGCGCCUGGCUGGCACCAGGGGUGAGCAGAGCGAGCCUGUGGCACUGCUUCCCCAGCGGCUCCACCUGGAGCCAGCCUGUUUGCUUCACUCUAAACACAAAAAAAGAGGAUAAAACGAGACCUGCUGGUCCAAAACACUGGGACUGUUUAGCAACCCAGAACUCCUGCUCGCUCCAACCUUUGUGUGAUGCCCUGAGCUCCCGGUGCACAUCCCACGCCCCAUCCCAGUGCUGGUCGCAGCCCUCGCAGUGUGCUGGGAUGGCAGCUCCAGGGGCUGCCGCAGGGCUCUCCUGUUCCUGUCGCUUCUCUCUUCAAUAGGCACGCCAAAGCAAUACUUCUACACAAACCCAACAGAGGGGCGUCGAGCACAGGAGGGAUCAAAGUCAUGCUGGGGGGAAAGAAAGCUGAAAUUCCAGCUGUUCACAUCCAAUUUGAAAAAAACAAACCCAAAAAACCAAACGCAAACUCAAACCCAUUAUUGGAAACAUGAAAAAUAACUCCCUGGCUUCUAGAACAGAGUGCAGACUCUGCUGAGUUUGUGUAGCCUGCAUCUCUCUCUCCUGUCUCCUACUAUCUGCCCAGGACAUGUGUUUCCACAGGCUGUCUCUAAAAGGACCAGCUGUUUUCUAAUAGUUCAAAGACAGCCCUCUGCUAGCAGAAUAAAUCACACCUGAGGAUGGGGCAAGGGCAUACAUGAAAAGCAGCCAGGGUCUCAUUCCAGCCUUGAGGGAAAUGUGACAAACCCCUGCUCCACGGGGCCUGGAUGGUUCAUCCCCCUGUUGGUUUCCUGGUGCAUCAUCCACAGGGUCAUGGCUUGCAACCUGACAGGUGCCAGCAAAAUAUCCAUGGCCAUGCUGCCCACAGGCAUCCCAGACCAGCCCCCUUCCCCAGGCUGCUCAGCCUCUCUGCAAGUCAUGGGGCUCCAUGCAAAAUGCAGUAACAUAAACAACGGAUUUGCCAGCCUCUUCAAGACUUUCAAAAUCUGAUCAAAACCCCACCAGCCCCAAAUAUUUACAUGUUGUCACUAUGGCAAUGAAGAAAAAUACAUCCCGAGCUUCAGGAAAUGGGCUGUGUUUUCCAUGCAGGAGCAGGGAGGCAGGGGAAGGAUGGAGGCAGUCACAAACGUGACUCUUUUUUUAAGCUCUGGAGCAAAAGGCCUGGGAAAGUCGGUGCUGGAGCAGCAGGGGUGAUGCUCACAGGCAUUCCCCUGGGGUGUAUGCAGAGGGUGGCUUGGGUGGCCCUAAAGAGCCCAAGGGAGCCCAUGAGCAGCAGGAGGGUCCCAUCAAAAGGGCACAGGACCCCCCAGCAGUGCCCACCAUUCAGGUAGGCAACAAGGGGGAGGUAGAAGCAGGGCUGGGUGUGGGAUGGGGGGCUUGGCCAGCCCCUCUGCUGCAGGGUGCUCUCCCCACCUCUGCCUGUACAUGCUCCCUGCACCCUCCCAACAUCUCCAUAAACUGGUGUCAAUACAAGUAGGUUCAGCAUGUUCAAGCUCCCCAUUUACAGCGUGACUCAGAAAUGCAAAACUGAACAGGCUUCCCUGCAGAAAGACCUGGAUCUUUCAUUUCUGCUUAAUCCUUUGGCAGCUAUUUCCAGAUUCCCUCACAUGUUUCACAGUUAAAUGCUGCCACCACCACCGCCAUAAGGUCGGGAUGUUGCUGGAGGCUGUCUUGCUACGCACCAUCAAACCCUGAGACGUCACUGCUGCAGCAGCGACACGUGGGGCAGGGAGAAGGUGUCUAGGUAUGUAUGUGUGGAAAAGAAAGGUGCAGGCUGGGCUCAGGAGAGAUGAAACAGCUCUGUUGGAAAUCCCUCCCUGGCUCAAUUUCUGGUAAAAUGCUGGAAGUCUACUUUGGGGGCUGCCAGUGAUCUACUGGGUGGCCAUAAAAUGUGGCCACUGAAGCAUUUUGGAGCUCUUGGGAAGUUGUGUUUGUGUAGAAGGGUCAUUUGGCAGGCUUGCCUGGAAAGGUGGUAACACCUGUACCAACCCCAUGGCCCAGCUUUCCACAGGCCCAGAGGUAUUUACUCCUGGGCUGAUGCCAACCAUCAUAUUCUGGUAGGAAAUAUUUCAUGUAUUUUAUCACUCUAGCUCUCGUGAAAUUUGGCAUAUAUAGCACUAUAUAUACACAACAUGUACAUCUGUAUUCCUGGAGUCAUAUAUACACAUACACAUGUAUACAUACUGGUAACGUGGGCAUCUGGAUCCUCUGAGAGGCAGAGAGCCAAAACCCAGAGUUUCUGGAUGUGGUGCUUGGGGUCCAUCAGAGAGAAUAGGGUGCAUGGGUUUAGCGUGGUCCCAGACCCUGUUGGGGGAAACCUUGGCCAUCCACCUUAGCAAACACAGAAGCGCAUCUUUCCAAAACAUCCUCUGGAAUCACCCUGUGCCUGUGGCUGCUGUGUGCCAUCCUGGCACCUGGGCUGCUGCAGGAGGCAGUUCUCGUGCUCCCCGAGGGACCCCAAUCUCUGCCGUGGGGCAAGGCAACCCCACGCUGCAGCCAGGGGCACGGGGCACUAGGCACUGCCUCCACGCCACCCUGGCGCCCACUCCCUGCCACAGGCACAUGUGGAAAAGGGCUCCCUGCAGCUGAACACCUCAGAUGAACACCGGGGGAUGGUUUGCUGUGUGUUUUAUGGUGCCUUCAGGGACCCGCAGCCUCGCACCUCAUCAGUCACAGGGUGAACCACCCAGCUCUUGCCCUGGGGGCUUGAGGCUGGACUCUGCCAAUGCUGCCCAGUUCCAGCCUUGGGGACUGCCAAAGCCCAGUGGCUGAGGGUGUCCCAGAGCUCGUCCAGGCUCCCCUCAGGCCUUGGUCACUCCAUGGAGGGUGCUGCACGCUGUGGCCAAGGGCUGGAGCAAGGUCAGGAGGGCGCAUCAGCCCCUCACACCCGUGAGCUGCAGGUUUUCAGUCUGAAGUUCUCCAUGGGAUUUCCACCAGAGAUCUUCAUGUGGGGAAGAUGUGAGGUGCUGGUGUGCACCGAGGAGUUGUGUUAACCCAUAUUCAUGUACCACUCAGUAAUCUACACAUAAACAUGUAUUUCUGCUACUGUUUCAA